Molecule: messenger RNA, 165 nt
Organism: Paramecium sonneborni
Lineage: Eukaryota; Ciliophora; Oligohymenophorea; Peniculida; Parameciidae
Source: the annotation of a GenBank genome assembly
AUGGGCAUUUGUACUAGCAAACCAAAACCAACAUAAUAAUACAAACUAGAACUAAGAAUCCACACCAUUACUAACACUCAACUUUAAAGGUAACUAUCUUAACCAUCCUUUUAUCGUUCUAUUGAUAAAGGUUAUUAAAUUGCACAAGAAAAUGAUGUCUCCUGA